AUGGCGUCCCAACCUAAAGUACCUCGUCCUAGUAACGAUACUGGUGCAGAUGGCGAACUUAGUUCCACCAAUGCUCUCAUCGACGAAAUAGAGGAAGUUCAGAACGCUAUUGACAAUCUCAAUGAGCAAGCUAGCGAAGAAAUCCUUAAGUACUACCUUUCACCUGACCUGGAAGAUGAAAAUGAAAACGAUGACGAGGACGAAGAUGACGACGAUGAUCAGGAUCUCGACGAGGACGAAACUGGAGGAGCGGAUGUUUAA
Messenger RNA from Heterobilharzia americana, 261 nucleotides. NCBI's taxonomy places the organism in Eukaryota, Metazoa, Platyhelminthes, Trematoda, Strigeidida, Schistosomatidae. The record is from the annotation of a GenBank genome assembly.